Messenger RNA from Aspergillus campestris IBT 28561, 1659 nucleotides. RefSeq names its product Methylmalonate-semialdehyde dehydrogenase. The record is from RefSeq and is a predicted model, not a curated record. Lineage: Eukaryota; Fungi; Ascomycota; Eurotiomycetes; Eurotiales; Aspergillaceae. The coding region runs from base 96 to 1499 and encodes 467 amino acids. Gene Ontology annotation, biological process: L-valine catabolic process; thymine catabolic process. The transcript has 7 exons. Gene Ontology annotation, molecular function: malonate-semialdehyde dehydrogenase (acetylating, [NAD(P)+]) activity; methylmalonate-semialdehyde dehydrogenase (acylating, NAD+) activity. Gene Ontology annotation, cellular component: mitochondrion.
CGAGUACCCCGGGGUCUGGGACAGGGUCGGUGUCGAUAUCAGCAACGGAGUCCCGCCCAACAGUGACCCACCUCUUCAUCAACAAUCAGCGAGUAAUGUCGAGAUCAAAACACUGGACAAGCAUUUUAGACCCAGGCACACAGCGUCUCCUCUCCCGAGUACCUAGCAGCACGCAUGACGAGAUCCAGACGGCUGUUCAUGCAGCUGAGACGGCCCAGGACGCAUGGGCUGCGCGGGGUUUUCAAUCUCGCAGGGAGUACCUGCUUGAUUGGAUUGAUGUGCUUAGGGAGAUGACUCCUGACAUUGUUGCUUGUCUCUGUCGCGAGGUUGGAAAGACCCUCGCAGACGCUAACACCGAAGUCUUUCGCGGCCUAGACUGCAUCCACGCUGCGUGCUCAAUCGGGACCGAAAUGGCAGGCAUGUAUCUGGGGUCAGACCCUACCAUUUUGCAAACAUUCUACGAGCCGGUGGGCGUCUGCGUAACCAUCGCCCCCUUCAGCUACCCCUUCAUGAUCCCCCUCUGGUCCCUCCCCUACGCCCUCAUAACCGGCAACACCGUAAUCCUGAAACCCUCCGAAAAAGCGCCCUCCCUCUCCACCCUCCUCGCCGACGCAGUCAUCCGCACAGGCUUCCCCCCCGGAAUCUUCAACAUCCUGCACGGCGACCGCACCACCGUCCGCACCCUCGUCCCCAACCCCUCAGUCCAAGCCAUCAGCUUCGUCGGAUCCGAAACAGCAGCACGCGAAGUCCACGAUCUCGCCCGCACAGCCGGAAAGCGCAUCCAGGCCGAAUGCGGCGGCAAGAACCACGGCGUCGUCCUCGAUGACGCGAGCAUGAUGCCCACCCUCUACGCGAUAGCAGGCAGCGCCUUCGGCGCAACCGGCCAGCGCUGCAUGGCGCUCAGCGUGGCGAUCUUCGUAGGAGGCACGCGCGAGUGGAUCCCCAAGCUAGUGGACCUCGCGCAGUCGAUGGUAGUCGGGAUGGGUGGAGACGAGGACACGAAGCUGGGGCCGCUGAUUAACCGUGCCGCAAAGGAGCGCGUCGUGGGCGUUAUUGACCGCGCUGUUGACGAGGGCGCGAUGGUCCUGCUGGAUGGGAGGGAUGUGUCUGUUCCGCGGUAUCCGGAGGGGAACUUUGUGGGCCCGACUAUUCUUAUGGGGGUGGAGACUUAUAUGGAAUGUUAUCAGAUGGAGAUUUUUGGGCCUGUCUUGAUCUGCAUGCAGGUUGAUACGCUGGAUGAGGCUAUUGAUUUGAUUAAUCAGAAUAGGUACGGAAAUGGCUGCUCGAUAUUCACCACCAGUGGGAAACAAGCAAAGACGUUCCAGCGGAGAGUCAAUGUCGGUCAGAUUGGGAUCAACAUUCCAUUGAUAGCACCGUACGGACCAGCCGUACGAACCAGCAACAAAGACUCAUUCCUAGGAGACCGACACGCCCCUGGCAAGACCUACUGGCCGUUUUUCACGACUGUUAAGACGGUGUCGGCGCGGUGGGAUCAGUAGUUCGUUUUUUUCUUUUGGGUGUUAUUGGGGAUGGAGUUGAGGUUUAGGGGAAAUGAAUAAUGAUGUUUAUGAUUGACUGAACUUACUGCUGUUGUCAAGCCUAUCGUACUGCACUACUAGCUGUGUGUCGGGUGUUGAACCAGUGUAAGUAGGUACUAAG